Aspergillus aculeatus ATCC 16872 is the source of this 1836-nucleotide messenger RNA. RefSeq names its product carbohydrate-binding module family 48 protein. Gene Ontology annotation, molecular function: protein kinase binding. Gene Ontology annotation, biological process: signal transduction. The transcript is spliced from 3 exons. Gene Ontology annotation, cellular component: cytoplasm; nucleus; nucleotide-activated protein kinase complex. Bases 1 to 1836 code for a protein of 611 amino acids. NCBI's taxonomy places the organism in Eukaryota, Fungi, Ascomycota, Eurotiomycetes, Eurotiales, Aspergillaceae. The record is from RefSeq and is a predicted model, not a curated record.
AUGGGGACUUAUACGUUUCGAUGGCCGUAUAAUGCAAACGAAGUGUAUGUGACGGGGACAUUCGAUGACUGGGGCAAGACUGUCCGACUGGACCGCAAUGGGGAGGUGUUCGAGAAGGAAGUUGAGCUCCCAGCCACAGAGGAGAAGAUCCAGUAUAAGUUCGUCGUCGACGGUAUCUGGACCACUGAUAAUCGAGUCCCCGAAGAAGACGACGGCGACAAUAACAUCAACAACGUGCUCUACCCCGAUCAAAUCCAACAACCACCACUACAGAACGGCAUGGCCGGUGUAACCCCCGAUUCAACCACCGCUGCUCUGGCGGCUGGAGUGCCUAAGGAGUCCAGCAGCAAGACAAAUGGCUAUCACCCCACCAUCUCGUCAGCAGCACCAGGCUCGACGACCGCCAAACUCGGCCAGGAAGUCCCAUUGGAACAACGGGCUACUGUGCCAGGAUCCUUUCCAAUCACUCCCGGAAGCGAGGCUGAACAGUUCUCCGUGAAUCCCAUCCCUGCAUCCAGUGGCAUUGGCAACCCGAUCAAGUUGGCUCCAGGUGAGAAGGUGCCUGACCCUAGCACUUUCAACCCCAACACCGUUCAGUCCACCGCACGUCUCGACAAGGGUGCGUAUGAGCAAGGCGCCAGUCUUUCUCGGACUGAAGAUUCGUUGCAAGAUGGCAGUGCUUUCUCCCUUCCACCUGUAACGAAGAACACCAUUCCUGAGUCAAGCUUGCCUAUGGGCAGUGAUGGCGCUCACGAUGUCAGAGACCCCGGCUAUACGAUUCAGUCGGCUGCGCCCACGUCGACAACGGCGGCACUUGCUGCUGCAGUGCCUCUGGAGUCUCAGAAGCAGAAGCAGGCGACCGGUGGUUCCCCCUCCGAGGAGCUUCCAGGCGUGGUCAAGGAGUCCCUUGAGAAGGCCCAUCAACAUCCCGAAUGGGCUGCCAACGAGGAGGUUGUCGAGGAGAAGAAGGAAGUGGAAGAAGAGCUUCAGCAGAAAAUCAGCGUGAACAAUUCUGUUGGCGCCCCAGCGCCUGCUCUGAGUGCCGCUACUGCGGAAACUGCUCCCCGUGCUACUGGUGCUGAGCCUACAAACCAGCACUCUAAGGCGAAGGGACCGGUCGAUGGACCAGUGGUGACCACAGGUGUCGAUUCUGCGAAGGCUCCAAAGGAAUCUGGACCUGGCCCUAUCCACGGUGCUUCUUCCUCUGUUCCUGCUGCCGGUGCUGUAGCCACCUCCAAUCAACUGUCUCCUAAGAUCUAUGACCCAAGUGAGCCAAUUGUUACCACAGGCGUCGAUUCUGCGAAGACCCCGAAGCAGUCCGGCCCCGGCUCAGCCGAGGACUCUUCUGCCGCUGCCCCUACUGCAGGUGUGACUGGCUCCAGUGCCACCAAGACAGCAGACUCAGCCGUCGACGUCGGAUCAACCUCUGCCGCUGGCGAUGUUUCGGCUUCCGGCCCUACUGCUGGCGUCACGGGCUCCAGCGCGACUAAAACUGCCGAUGACUUGGAGACCAACAAACCCUCAGAGCCCAAGCAGCUCGCCGAACCCAGUAAGUCCAACAAGGCCGACGUGACGUCUACUCCAAGUGCUGGUGCUACCGGCGCUAGCGCUACCAAGACGUCCGAUACAACUCCGGCUACCGCCAACACCAACAAGGACGCAUCUACGCCCGCUCAAAAGACCGAUGCUCCUACCAGCACCAACAAUACCACUACUCCCGCCAACAAGACCACCAACAACGCUGCAGCUGGCGCAGUUGCCAAUUCCAACAAGGAAGAGCCGAAGAAAAAGAAGAAGGGAUUCUUCUCCCGCCUCAAGGAGAAGUUGAAGCAUUGA